Etheostoma cragini (Arkansas darter) is the source of this 4364-nucleotide messenger RNA. Its product is annotated as voltage-gated potassium channel subunit beta-3. The record is from RefSeq and is a predicted model, not a curated record. Gene Ontology annotation, cellular component: cytoplasm; voltage-gated potassium channel complex; membrane. Gene Ontology annotation, molecular function: voltage-gated potassium channel activity; transmembrane transporter binding; potassium channel regulator activity. The coding region runs from base 1160 to 2434 and encodes 424 amino acids. Gene Ontology annotation, biological process: potassium ion transport; regulation of potassium ion transmembrane transport. NCBI's taxonomy places the organism in Eukaryota, Metazoa, Chordata, Actinopteri, Perciformes, Percidae. The transcript is spliced from 14 exons.
GAGAGAGAGAGAGAGAGCAUCUUUUAAAACCCCACAUUGCUUGUGAGUCGUGAACAUUUUGGAGCCUCUGGAAAAAGGAAAGAAAAGAAAAGAGUCUGAAUUCAGAGAAGAAAAUAAUGCUUAACGAGGCUGCACCGAUCGUUUGAAAUUUUAAAUUUUUGGACCAGUAAACCGGCGUUUUUUUUUUUUUUCAAAUCCGUGUAAGAUUUGGUCAAAUAACAGGAGACCUGCACAGCUGCUGCCGGUAUGUAAGCGACUUCACACACACAGAAGGUAAUACAAACUGAAUUUGCUUCUGUCUCCCCUCUGUCUCUCUUUCUCUUGCAUCCAUCUGAUGCUGCGUGAGGCUGCCGGGCGAUGAUGCAUCGGUGGGGCUUGACUGGCUGAAUUCGCAUCAUAUCAAGUUUACAUGACAUCGGACUGUUCGCCACGGCAAUGUAAAUUCGAGCAAUUAAGCCAGUUUUUUUUUUUUUUUUCUUGCUUAACCUCCUUGCGCCAAAAAAAAAACAUCUAUCUAUCUAACAGCUAUGCCUUAUUUCGACGCGAGGUGCGAGGAUGCCUGUAGCUGUGGUUGUGUCAUUGCUGCGGCACACUCCGGAGCUCCUUUGCCCAAAACAGAUAGACCCAACCUCAGCUGAAGAGAAGACAGCGAGCUACCAAGUGCUUUACCACCCAACAUAAGCCAUACGAGCCCGUGCAUGUAGCCUAUGUGGGAGAAGGCCGAGCUGCUGACACACUCGAGGGUUCCUACUGCACUGAGGUUCCCAAGAACCGCCACAUCCCCAAAUCCUUUUGAGGACUGCUGUGAGCUUACACGCUUCCUGAUGAUUUUUGGAGGGCGGCCCUGAUGCAUCUUGUGAGUGUGAAAACUCAAAGAGCCCGUUUGCCAGGUUUGCAUUACCAGACAGGAGACAGAGCAGACGGUAACUCUGUGUGUGUCAUGUUAGAGGCUGGACCCUUGCCUGCUCCCUCCAACUGUCAGCCAAAAGCUCUGACCUGCCCUGUCUGAGCCCUUUUUGUAUAUGAGCAUCACUGCUUCGCCACAACAGCACAACGGGAUAACAUUGUCCAGCAGCACCAACAGUUCACAGACUUUAUCGUUUGUGUGUCCCACCCCUUCGCUCCAUCAAAAUAAGAGCCCCCAAAAACCAGGGUCAGGAUGCAGGUGUCUUUCGCCUGCACUGAGCACAACCUCAAGAGUCGCAGUGAGGACCGUCUCUGUGGCCUUCGCACCGCUCCACCUCCUGGAGGAAGCAGUGGAGGAGGAGGGGGUGGGGAUCGAGGAGGAGGUGGUUGUAGCGGAGGAGUAGGUGGUGGUAGUGGACAAGGGAGCAAUGGCAACUACACGUCUCAAGGAAGGACCAGGGAGGGGUCCGGGUCCCGUCCGACUCCGCAGGGCCAUGCCCACAUGAAGGAGGCCAUCGGGCGCCACAGCAGUAUGAAGUACAGGAACCUGGGGAAGUCAGGCCUACGUGUUUCCUGCCUCGGGUUAGGCACCUGGGUAACAUUCGGAUCACAGAUCUCCGAUGAGAUGGCUGAGAACCUCAUGACCAUAGCGUAUGAGAGCGGAGUCAACCUGUUUGACACGGCAGAGGUGUACGCCUCUGGAAGAGCGGAGAUCACUUUGGGGAACAUUAUCAAGAAGAAGGGAUGGAGGCGUUCAAGUUUUGUCAUCACAACAAAGAUCUAUUGGGGAGGCCAAGCAGAGACAGAGCGAGGACUCUCCAGAAAGCACAUUAUUGAAGGUUUAAGAGGAUCCUUAUCAAGACUCCAGCUAGAAUACGUGGACAUUGUUUUUGCCAACAGAAACGAUGUCAAUAGUCCUAUGGAAGAGAUUGUACGGGCCAUGACGUUUGUAAUAAACCAGGGUAUGGCCAUGUACUGGGGAACCUCACGUUGGAGUGCCAUGGAAAUCAUGGAGGCAUACUCAGUGGCACGCCAGUUCAACCUGAUACCACCGGUGUGUGAGCAGGCAGAGUAUCACUAUUUCCAGAGGGAUAAAGUGGAGGUGCAGCUUCCUGAGCUCUACCACAAGAUCGGAGUUGGAGCAAUGACCUGGUCUCCACUUGCUUGUGGAUUAAUCACAGGGAAGUACAGUGAUGGUGUGCCGGAGUGCUCCAGAGCAGCAAUGAAGGGAUACCAGUGGUUGAAGGAACGAGUGAAUAGCGAGGAGGGCCGCAGGCAGCUCGCUAAAAUCAAGGAGCUCCAUCUACUGGCAGACAGACUGGGCUGCACUGCUGCACAGUUAGCCAUAGCCUGGUGUCUGCGCAGUGAGGGAGUUAGCUCAGUUCUUCUGGGUGUUUCUAAUACAGACCAACUACUUGAGAACCUGGGUGCCCUACGGAUUUUAUCCCAAAUGAACCCUCAAACUAUUGCUGAGAUUGACGCCCUGCUGGGAAAUAAGCCACACUCAAAAAAAGAGUUGCGUGCUUGAAGAUACAAAUCUAAGUGACAGAUGAUGUUUUCGGGAAGACAAAGGAGACAAUAACAUUUAGGAAAAAUCGCUUUUUGCUCUGCUGUAUACUCAACAACUUGCAUGUCCACAGCAACAUAAUGCUUCCAGUAUGGGCGCAUAUUCAUUUUGCGCAGUACAUUGUAUCAUGUAUGAAAAAAAGAAGAUCUCUCAAUAGUAAAAAAACAAAAACAAAAAAAACAGGUCAUAUAUUGCUCUGUUUGGAAUGUUCACAGACUAAUUAUUUCUACAGAGCGGGGAGGAUGGUUGGAGCGGAAGAUCUCUGCAGUACAGAGAGGAUGAAAGAUAUUCAACUGUUCACAAAGCACAUUUGACUGUCGGUAAUUAAAUGUUCUAAAGUUUGAAAAAAACACCUCUGUGCUCAAAUGCAACUUUAAAGCGUGAAUGGUGCUUUCAUUCCUUCCCUCGCAGCCACCUGUUAUUCUGUAUGAUGUUUGUUCCCAGCAGCCAGAGAGCCAAAGGUUAGUACUCCUGUAUCUAGCCUAACAUUUCCCAUAGUGUGCAUGUGACUGGUCUGCCACGCUCACUGCUUUUCAGGGUUGGGAACAAUGGAGUACUUGUGAAGUCAUUACAGUGAAAAAAAAAAAGAAUCCAGCCUGAUGUAACUUUAAAAAAGGAACAGAUCAUAUGCUUUGAAAGUAUACAAAUACUUUGACUCGGAAACAAUGAUUGAUUUUUGCACAAAUCCUUGAUUGUAUUGAAAAUGAAUAAAUCAGUAAGAGUAACUGAUAGACUGGCUUAUGCAUUAGAGUGCAUUAUGUUAGUUAUUACAAUCUAAAAUUGGGAUCAGUAGUGGGCAAGAUUUUGAAAGUAACUUUCCCAACCCUGCUGCUCUGUCAGCAGUCUUUUCGCCUCUUCUGAUUGUAAACUGUGCGCAUGUCCCUUUAAGUGAGAAUAGCUCUAACAGGGUGUAAAUGUGGCAUGGCUUUUAUGGUUUAUGUAGAUUUGCAGUGACCUUGUAAGCCAUGUUUGUACUCUAAAUGGUCUGGCAGUUUGAUCCAGGAUCUGUGCUGGCAGGCACUCUUGCAUUAAAAACUCUCUGCAGUCUACAGACACAGCUGUGUGUCCAUCUGACGUAUAAUCUUUGUAUUGUCCUAAAAUGUAUCAAAAGGUGUUGACAACACUUUCAACGAUGCCAUUCUCGUGAAGAGCAUCAUUGUUCCUAAAUCAGAGGUUUGAGACAUUUGGUAAGGUCACUGAGAAUCUGACACAAAGAUCGGGACACACUGUGGUGAACUAGAAGUUUAUCAAAUGUGAUACUACUCUUGCCACAGCUCACUUAGGAUAAGUUUAGCAAAUGUAACCUUUUUGUAGAAGCCUAAAAACGUAGCUUCUCUGCUCAUUUUUUUGGGACUUCUCUCUCUCUGUAUGGUUUGUUCCCUUGAUUCUUGCACACAUACACGACUGGUUUUAUACUGUGCAUUUCAUGUAUUUUCCCUUUAGCUUUGUGUUGAUGUCAAAACUUUGUAAUAAGAAGGCGAAAUUUAAACAUUUUGUGACUUCCCCAUGAAAGCAACACCAGUCUCUAGAGCGGGGGUGUGUUUUGAUACCUAGUUUAGUUGCUUCAAGGUUAUAUUGUACUGUAUAUAUGCUUAUCUGUUCGGCAGUGAGAGAAAGGUUUAAUAUAUGAAACAUGAACUAAUUCCUGAAGGAGCAGUUGAACACGUUGCUCCCCUCUGUGACUCUGUGAUGAUGUACAGUUUGACCGAGUGUAGCAUCCAGUGUACAUAGAUAACUUCAAUCAAACCUUGAAAAUGUAACUUUGCCUGCAUAAUUUAUAUUUUACUGUCUUGCAACAAAGAGAAACCAAAAGAGAGAAGAGACAACUCAAACUGAAUGUAUCGUGUCUGUUGCUCAAACAUAUCCUAACCUAAAGGGUCAAAGUACAAAA